Dissoconium aciculare CBS 342.82 is the source of this 3090-nucleotide messenger RNA. RefSeq names its product ankyrin. The coding region runs from base 353 to 3061 and encodes 902 amino acids. The record is from RefSeq and is a predicted model, not a curated record. The transcript has a single exon. Gene Ontology annotation, molecular function: protein binding. NCBI's taxonomy places the organism in Eukaryota, Fungi, Ascomycota, Dothideomycetes, Mycosphaerellales, Dissoconiaceae.
UGUGAACGCACAUCAUUUGGCUGGUUCACGACGCGUACGGCAACACCUGCUUCGAGAGAGCAAGGAGGCCCGGGGAGCAAUGGUAAUACUUGUCAUCGUUGUGUAGUCAUCAUACAAUCAGUUUGACCUUCAAAGAGGAGAGGGUGCACCUGGCUGAUCAUCCCGUUGUGUGAAGGGAGUCCGUGAGCCUCAACAUGUUCACCAGCAACAGCCCCGCAUUCCAGGCGAAUUUUAGUAACAUGAAAGCCGCGCCUCACGAACCCAAUAUCACCUGAUUCAGAAAAGAUCAUCUCUAUCGUGCGGCAAAGAUCUCAGUCGAACUCUCGACGACCUCAAGUCAUCAUGGACGACAAUGGAUGAGUCGGACACCAUCGGGGAAGAUGUCGUUUUCGAUAGCGAUGAAGAUCGCGACGACGUAGACGACAGCUUCUUGGUCGAUGAUCCGAACGACAGAAAAGCAGACAUUGUUCCAUUCUGGCAGACACCUCUACCCGUCGAGCAAAGCCGCAUCACCAGAUCACCUCAAGGAAAUGACACACAGGACAACUGGAUUGUUUAUCGAGACUCCGGGAUAUUGGAAGGCGUGGUUGGUGUCCAAGACGGGCCAUGGAUCAGGCUGCUACAAAUCCAUCCUGGGCACUGGACUGAUCCCAUCUGCUGUGAUCUCAUAAGGCGGCCUUUGUUUGAUGCCCCUCCAUACGAUGCUUUGUCCUAUUCUUGGGGAGGUGCCGCUCCCUGUACAUCACAUAUUCUCCUAGGCAAUGGUCAAGCGCAAUUCUUCAUCUCGUUCCAUCUAUGGGCAGCUCUGCGCCGUAUGCGUCGUUCAGACGCCAAGACGAAUGUAUGGGUUGAUGCUAUCUGUAUCGAUCAGCAAAACUUUGUCGAGCGCGCUGCUCAAGUAAAUAUUAUGGCGCAGAUUUAUGGAGAGGCUCGACACGUUAAAGUCUGGCUUGGUUUCCAUGACCUUGACUACCAGAACAUACCGGACUCGGCACUAUUUUGGUUCCUGGUCCAAGUGGACUAUCCUUGGUGGACAAGGUUAUGGAUUCUACAGGAAUGUGCAUACGCCAAAAGCUGCCCUGAAGUGAUGAUCGGCGCCAACGAUGUCGAGCUGGGAAAUUUGAUUGAGAGAUGGGCGGCUGCAAUGAAGUUCUUCGAGCCGGCGGGCAAAAACAGGGGAUAUGGCAUUCCAUUGAAGGACAAGGAUUUUGCAAAAAAUCGCAAGUCGAUUGGAAACGAUCCGGACUACCCAAUCAAUGAGGAAACAUGCGUUGCCAUGCGGUCUGCUCUGAAAUACUUGCGAGUUCCAUAUCAAGCCUGGCGAGCCCAACAGAGCGGGAUGAACCAUCGUCUGCCUUUACUUGUUCGCCUCCGAGAGUGCGCAGAACACGAAUGCUCGGAUUUUCACGACAGGAUAUACGCAUUACUCAAUCUGAUCGACGAGAACGAAGCAGAAAAAUUGCAGCCCGACUACCGAAUAACGUUGCCGGAGCUGUUUGAACAGGUUAAAAAUGUAGUUUCAUCCUGCGCGGAAUGGAACCCCCAACGCGACAGUACGAUCACAUCCCAUGGCAUGUUUCCUCUCAAGCCUGCUAAGGGGACGCGGCCCCCAAAGAUGGAGACCAGAUUCAUCCUGGCUGCAAGGGCAGGUGACGUCUUGGCCAUGGACUUCAUCAUAAAAUACGCUACCCCAAUGACCGGAAGCGCUCGUUUCUACUGUCUUGCGCUGAAGGCCGCCACCGCCAAUGGCAGAAGAGAUGUGAUCGACAAAUUGUUGAGAUUGAGUCAGACCCAGUCCACUGCCGAUGCUGACGAUGUUGUGGAUAACAUAUUCACUGAUCGGGAAAUAGGUGGUGAUUCUCGCUUUGCAAUAUUGAAGACAUUAAUUCAGCAUCAAGACACAUUUCGGUUCACUGGUUCAAAUAUGUUGCGCCACGUCAUCCGAAAUCAACGUGCGAUGGAACUGGACCUUCUCCUCGAUGCAGGCUUCGCUCUGGAUGCCGAAGCUGCACUUGACCAAGCGGCUCUGGCGGCUGCUCUUACUUCGGGUCGUACCGGCCGAUUCGUGCUUCGUCAACUCCUAGACCGGGGCGCAGUUCAUCAUUGGCGACUGGAAAUCUUAGAUGACAUUUAUCUUGGACCGGUCUUUGAGGAAGCUUCGUCGGAAUACUCAAAGAUGCUUGUUGAAAGCAUUCACGAGUCAGAGACCAUUCUGCGGAUCUUUGUGUGCUUGAGCGACUUUGCCAAGGAUGGUCUAUGUUGCCAACUUCUGGCAGCACUACAGCUAAGUGAUAAGUUGGCCUUGCUCAAUGAGGAGCAGCGAACUUCAUUGCUAGAAUUGUUCUGCCGAGCAGGACUGGCUCAGUCAACAGAGGCACUGAUCCUCCAUAUCAAAGCCGUGAGCAGACAAGACCCUCAAUUUGGCAAUGCCUUGGAAGAAGCAUGUACGAGCGGAGUCGUGGCCGUGGCUGAACUGCUAAUCAGUCAUGGAGCGGAUGCGGAAUGCCAAGGCGGCCGAUGGGCCAGUCCGCUCGCAGCAGCAUGCAAGACCGUUCAUUUGGCAAUCAUGGAGUAUUUGCUGUCGAAGCUGCCCAUUGCCGAUAACGAGAAAAGGAGAGCGUGCUAUGACGAGGUUCGCCGCGGCAUCUCAGCGACUGUCAGGAAUGCUGCAAGGAGUCACGCCUUGUCUGGCCUCUAUGCGACUGGGCGGGGGCCAUCGCUAACAAGCGACAACAUGCCGACACCCGCUACAUCCAAGAACACAUUGUCCUUUGGAACUCCUUUACAAGCUGCUGUCUUAACAGGAGACACUCAGCUUGCAACAAUGUUAUUGAAUGCGAAAGCCAACGUGAAUGACCCAGCAGGCAACUUCGGCACGGCGCUGAACGUCGCUGUCUUCACUCGGGAUCUUGACAUGAUGGAGUUGCUUCUCAAGCGAGGGGCAGAUCCUAAUGAUCAUCCAUCUUAUAGUAGCCCAUUGAACACUGCUCGAAUGUGGGGAUCACAGGACGCUGUUCUGUGUCUACUACGAUACGGCGCGCGGAUUGAAGAAUCCGACUAAAUAUUAAAUACUCAAAUAUACAAUUCAGA